Messenger RNA from Argiope bruennichi, 3928 nucleotides. It is a transcript of the gene Neurochondrin, whose product is annotated as neurochondrin homolog. The record is from RefSeq and is a predicted model, not a curated record. Gene Ontology annotation, biological process: neuron projection development; regulation of neuronal synaptic plasticity. Lineage: Eukaryota; Metazoa; Arthropoda; Arachnida; Araneae; Araneidae. The coding region runs from base 262 to 2274 and encodes 670 amino acids. The transcript has a single exon. Gene Ontology annotation, cellular component: dendrite.
GCGAAGCAGCUUUUCUUCGCUCACAUGUAUGCUAUAUGAGCUUUCAAUUUCGUUGAUUAAGAAAUAAUUCAUUUAGAAAAAAGAAUAGGUGAAUAUUUAUAUGUGAUCGAAGACAUUAUUUAUUAUUAAAAGAUUUUCGAAUGCAUAAUUUUUUUGUGUUUUGUUCUUAGAGUCGAUUUGAAACCUCAUUGUAUUGUUUACAAUACGAAAAUGCUCUAAUUUAAUAAAUUAUGCUAUAAUUUUUAAUCAGCUAUUUCAAAGAUGGAAACUGUGUUAAAAUGCAAAACAGCUUGGGAUGCUGCAAGGACUGACACUGAAAAGUUUGCUGCUCUUAUGAUUAUUGCUAAACUCUUGCGAACAGAAAAUUUAUCGGAGACCGAAAAGAAAGACGUGUUUGAUAUUAUAGGUUUUGAAUUCUUGCAUCGUCUUUGUAACACAGAAGAUGAUUCGAAUGAACCUGUCAGCCCCUUCAAAACAUUAGCUUUUGCAAUACUUUCAUGUUUUUGUUUAAAUACAGAAAUUCUUAAAGAUCCUCAAAUGCUCUUAUUUACCCCAAGUAUAAUGGAUGUUUUGAAAUCCAAUGUUCUUCAGGAUACGGUUAAUGAUGCAAUAGAUGUUGUAGCAGCAAUGAUUAGCAAUAACGAAGCACGAGAUGAGCUAGUAGAGGCUGGCCUAAUGAGUGCUUUGUUAAAUCAGUACAAAAAAAGUAAUGAAGAUAAAAUUCUUGCCAUGAUAGUUAUGGUUAUAUUACAGUCGGAAAAAUGUAAAUCUGAUGAAGUAACAGAAGUGUUGUUGUUGCUUGUUGAAGAAUUUAAAACGGAUGAAACCUUAAAGAAAUUUGAAUUGUGUAAUUAUUUAACAUCUAUUCUGUUGAAACACAGUGAUUGUUUAACUUUGGAGAAUAGUCUCAUUCUUCAAAAAGGACUUAUAAACAUUUUACAAAGUAAAGUUAAAAAACCAUAUAGAGAUUCUGCUUUGAAACUGUCUGGUAUUAUAGUUCAUAAAUUUGGAUCUCAGUGGUUUUCUGAGAAUUCUGAAACUUCAAAACUUUUUUUCACCGUAUUGGUACAAAUCACUAGUGUGGAAGUUUGUAUGUUAUUAGAAACUUUGUCAGUUGAAGAAAUUGGCAAAGAAUUGUUUCUUUUAAGUUCAUGUUAUUGCAUUUUGGAGCGCAUCAUCGGAAUAAUGGUUGAUGAAACCAUGUUUCAAUCUAAUAGACCUCAUACAGAACAAUUCUGUAACUCCAUCAAUAUGUCAUUUAAAGCUAUAGUAGGCUUUUUGAAAAAACUCUCUAAUGAUUGGAAAAGUGAUGGUUCUUUACAAAAAUUACCAAAUUGCGAAGAUGUAAUUGUUGCCACAAUUCGUGUUUUGUGUUGUUGGUUAGCUGAAGAAACUUUUGCUUUGCAAGAGGAAGUACUUGAAAUUUUACCAUUUAUUUUAGAAGUAUGUAAAAAGUCCACAUCAUUACCUUCAUAUUGUAAAGAUUCAUCAGAAUGCAAUGUCCUCCAAUUCUUUAUCCCCCCAUUAUGUCAUCUAACAGCAGAUGAUAAAGCACGAAAAGUGUUACUUGAUAAUGAUUUACUAACAAUACUUUUCAAACACAUGGAACAAUUGUGGAAGACAUACGAAAAGGAAACAUCCUUGACUACAUUAUGUGGAAUAUUUCUAAACAUAGUAGUCUUGGAUUCCAAAUUAGUAUCUGAAACUGAAGAAUUCCUUGUGUUCCUAAAAUUUCUUUUCAGUGCCCUUCCCCAACUGACUCCCAAGAAUGAUAUCUUGCCAUUAAAAGCAAAUUUUGCAGUUUUGGGACUUAUGAUUACUAGACAAUUUUAUAAGAAAGUCAAGUCAUGUGAGACCAGCUUUUAUGGUUUUCUAUCUUCUAGUGUGAAGUUUUUAUGGGAUGCCCACAAUGCUGAAGAUAUAAAUGGAAUGACAUCAUUCUGUAUCACAAGAGAAUAUCGUGAAGUCUGGGGUGAGAUAAUGGAAUUAUGGUUUCUAGGUAUGCAAGCUUUGUCCACUCUUCUUCCACUUAUGCCAUGGAUUGCCGGUUUUCUAGUGGAAAGUGGUUGGCCACAACACAUAAUCUCAUCAUUUGCUAGAGUUGGAGAAAGAGGAUUAGAGGGCAAUAUUAAAUCAACCUAUCAAGCAUUUUUAAGUGCACUUGUAAAAGUUAGUGAUAUGGCAGCUGUUGCCCUCAUCAACUGUGAUUCAAUUAAAGUUUGUCAGAAACAUAAGAUGACUGAACUUGAAAAUUUACUGAUAAAGUCAUUGUAAAAAAUUGGAUAUAAUUUAUUAUUUCUUUUAUAUCUUUUUGUUUUGUCUUAGGAAUAGUGGUUUGAAUCAAGCAUUUUUAAAAUCACCAAUUAUUUGAGAAUCUAACUAUAUAUAAUUGAAAAUUCGCUGUAAAAACAAAAAUAAACAAUAAAAAAAGAACAAUUAUUUAUUUUUGAUCAAAUACAAAAUAUUUAAAACUGAAAAUAAAGUUUUUAAAACCAAUUCAAAUAUCAAAUAUGCUAUUGAGUAGGACAGUUAUCAUUUAUUAUUACACAAAUCAUAAAAUAUUUCUUUUUGUAAUAAAAACUUUAAAUAUUAUCCUUUAUUAAAAAAAUAGAAAAAACAGUUAUGCAAACAAAUAUAAAACUUAAAGGAAAUGAAUUAAUAAAGACAUAUGUAUAUUAUGCAAGAUUCAAUCUACCAGAAUUUUCUAAUAUGUAGAAUAAUUCUAAUAUUUUUGAAUGAUUUAAUAUGAUUUUCAGUAUUUGUGUAUUAGCUGCAUAUCAUAGACAUACAUGGCAUCAUUGUUGAUAACAUGGUAUUUUUGGCUAUUUUUUUUAUGUUGAAUUAUUGAUUCCUAAACAGGGAUUUUAUAUGCCAAAAACUACUUUAUUGAAUUUUUAAAUGCAAAUUUUCCUCCCUUCCUAGAAUCAAUAUAUUAACCAUUUAAUUUCCUAAUAGCAUUCAGAUUUCUUUAGUAUCUAGGAAUAGAAUUACCCCAAUGAAUUAUCAUCAAUUUCAUUGAAUAACUUGGAACUUUUAGAAAUGAGGUUUUAAAGUCAAUAAAAUAUAUUUUUUUUAAAUCGAAACUUUGGAAUUUUAAGAAACUAUAAAUGAAAAUAUGUUAUUGAGCUUGGAAAAGCUGCUCAAGUUACAGAAUUAAUUUAAGUAUAAUAUACUUGUGAAUUGUGAUCUGUUUCAUAUUGUUUAAUUGCAUGGAUUUAUUCCAUUAUUAUGAUUAAAGUUAUAUUUCAUCUUUCUGGAGAGUUUUUUUUUUUUAUUAUUAUUAUGUAUUUUGCCAGUUUUCGAUACUUCUUCAAGGCAUAUUAUACAUUUAUUGAGUCUAUAAAUUUUAUGAAAGUUACCAGAAGUCUGAUUUUCUUACUUCAUAUCACUUGAUGUAGAAAUAUAGCUAAUUUGUAUUGUUUAUAGAUUUAAAAUUUUUACAAUUAUAAUAAUCAUUUGUAUUAAUAAAAAUUCUGUACUUUGAAUAAAAUAGAUUUGAUAUUCCUAAAAAUUGUCUCUUAAAAUGUGUCAGACAAUAAAACCUGUAUCACCUCACUCUUGUUUGUUUGAGGAAGAAACAGAAACUGACAUUUUUUGACUAAAAAGUAUAUAUUUAUAUUCUCUAUUUAUAGAUUAGUGAUAUUUUAAAAAUGUUGAUUUUUUCUUCUUUUUUUAACAAAAGAUAUAAUACACUUAAAUGCAUGAAGUACACAGUUAUAAAAUAUUUAAUUUUAUAUAUUCUUAAAAAUAAUAUAAACAAUUUCCUGCAGGCAUUUUGAAUAUUUUAAGUUUGCAAAUAGUUCAAUCUAUUUGCAAACCUAAAAUAUUCUAUAGUGAAAAUAGACAAUUGGGUGUUAUUAAAUACCAUGACUUCCAGUCUGAAGUUAUAAUAAUUUUGCAAUUUUAAUAUUUUGUUUGAAUUUGUGUA